Molecule: messenger RNA, 2565 nt
Organism: Lobosporangium transversale
Lineage: Eukaryota; Fungi; Mortierellomycota; Mortierellomycetes; Mortierellales; Mortierellaceae
Exons: 8
Coding region: 1-2565 (854 amino acids)
Source: RefSeq, a predicted model, not a curated record
AUGGAAGUGAACCUUGAUAAAGACCUUGCGAACAACCUAUAUGGAGUGUACAGGCUUCGUACCAUUGGAAGGGUUGGUACUCUGAUUGAUCCUAUGACGCCAACUGAAGGCGCUGCCUCUCUGUUCCUGCAGGCUCAUGCUCACAUUCAUGACCCUGCUCAGCAAGCAAGACUCCGUAAUAACCAUUUCGGGGAUUCCUUGAUGAAGGCCUGUUGCAGUAACCACAUACAGGCCCUCUCAUCAACUGGAAUCGUGCUAUCGAUGGCUGGCGCCAGUAGUAAGGUUUCUCAGCAAGGCAUCAUAAUUGAAAGCAGAGCCAGUGGUUUGAAAAAAACCAGUGAGGUUCAUCCAGCUCACGAGAGCCUCCAUAAUAACCUCUUGCAUCCAAAAGGCGAGGACUGGACAUAUAAAAAAUAUAAAAAAUGGCCUAGGCCAGGUCAAACCUCUGCAGGGCCUCAUGGUGACAGCUAUGACGGUAGCGAAAACGGCCAGCUAGAGGUGGAUGUAGGUGAGGGCGAUGGCCGAGCUAGGAAAAGUCGAGAAUACGCCAAGCUGGAGGAGUUUUACACCAGACUGGGGGUGGAUCGGCUUCAGUUCAUCAGCGAAUACCAGUCCAAGCUGAAGGCGGAUGCAUAUAUCGAGGAUUUAGCAACAGCAAUCAAAAAAAUUGUUGAUCAAUUUUUUGCACCUAGUUCAUCUGCGAGAAAUUUUCUAGAGGAGUAUGUGAGAGAUCAUGGAGAAUUACCAGUCACCACAGAGGGUGUCAAGGGUCUUCCAAGAAUAUCUAGAAGAGGAAAACCACUUGCUCCAAUGUCAAGACCAAGUUUACUAUUCCUCGAUUUACCAGCAUCAUAUCCAGAUGAUCUCACACCUAACCGCUUCAGAUCAAACGUUAUUCUCAACGCGCUGGAUAAUACAGCAUCGCGAGAUGUUCCAGUCUUUGGUGUGAGUGGCUGUGGAAAGACUCGGUCAGUCAUAGAAGUGCUCUGUCUGCAAUGGGGAUUUUAUUUCAAUGCUUCUGAUAGAGAUUUGGGAAGUGAUGAUUUAUCCUCACUAUCUGCCUCUAUCCUUGAUAAGACACAAGAUGAUGAUAACAAGAUAUCAAACACAGAAUCCAAUAUAAAAUUCGCAAAAAGAGUAACACUCUUGUUGUUCCUCUCACGUCUUUUGAUCCUCAACUUUUGCCUUUCAGUCCCAGGAUGUCGUCAAACAUUUCCCAGUGCGAGAUGGGCAAUACUCCAAGUAUGUCCCAACAUGUUUGAGGAUGUAUUCAUGAGGUUAUUCAAGAUAUUGUAUGAUACAUUCCAUGAUCGCAACAUAUCCAUAAUCACCUUGACUGCGGUUACAAGAAUGGAGCUUAUAUCAGCACGGGAACAUCUCCUUGACCUUCAGUAUCCAAAUUUCACUAGAAAGUCAAAACUUCGGCUUGUUGUGGAUGAAGCCCAAAUUCUUAGUGAUCAAGGCACUGAUAAGUUUGAUUCAUCAAGCCAAGGCAAGCUGCGGCCAAUGCUUUCUCCAAUUUUGCAUGGAUUCAGGCUACCUGACCAAAGAGAGGAGCUUACUGUCAUCUACUGUGGCACAGGUCUCAGUAUCCAACUUUACAUUGGGCCAUGGGCAGUUCAGAUGGAUCAGCUACAAGAUGAAGAAUCAAAAAAAUCAAUCGAUAUUCUUUUACCUUCAGAGGCAGUUGAUAUGCUCUACCAAAGACUCACUGGCAGGUUUAGACCGGUUGUGUUGGCAAUUGAGGAAAUAAUCAGAGCAGGACAGCCAAACAAAUGGGAGAACGCCAUUGAUACCAUUGAGAAGAAGGAGUUUGUUCUUGAUGAUCAAGCACAGCUAGUCGAGGCUGCAUUAGGCCGUAUUAGGAUGCUUGGAGGCAAAGCAAAGACUGUUCUCGAUGAGCCAUUUGUCCUAAAAUCAGCUAUCAACUAUUCUAAGGAGAUUGAUCCACUAUUUAUGAGUGCUGCAGAGCAGGCAAUUCUACACACAACCAAUGCACAAGCACAUAGAUCAAUGUGGGAGACAAUGAUGCCAGCUUUCUUUAUUGAAACAUUCAAAACCAAACCUCUAUCUUCUUGGCCACUUUUACCCAAUAACUGGAUCCCAGAGCAGUUGAGUGGAGAUGUCAAGAUAGUGGGCUACAAUGAUCAGGACCCUCGUCUUGCAAUAACAUACAAGGAUAUAACACUCCAAGGCUUUUUAGAUGUACAUUUAAGCAAUACCUCAAACCUGCACUUUGAUUACACUCCACCAUUUUACUUCCCUUCACCUAAUGUCAGUGCACCAGAUGUUGUUUUUUUGGUUCAAAUCCAGAGUGUGAUAUACCCUGUUUUUGUUCAAUCAAAAUUACGCCAAGUUAUUCCAAAGCCAGAUGCAGAUCAAGCUAUAACAACAACUAGCAUUGCUGUGAUUGCUUUCCAGACUUUCCGACCUGAUGCAGAUCCUGAACUCAGUGGAUUACAGAGAGUUGUUAUCAAAGUCGAUAACAACAAUUUCCCUAGUAUUUUCCCUGAGCGACAUGUUAAGUUCUUGGAUAAGCUAAAGAAUUUUAAAAGGCGAGCAUGA